Molecule: messenger RNA, 1726 nt
Organism: Bombina bombina (fire-bellied toad)
Lineage: Eukaryota; Metazoa; Chordata; Amphibia; Anura; Bombinatoridae
Exons: 7
Coding region: 1-942 (313 amino acids)
Source: RefSeq, a predicted model, not a curated record
AUGCAACAGAGUUUUGAACAAUCUGUCAUUCAGCCCUUUACUCAGGCCUGUUAUAUGACAGACUCACAAAUACUGAAUAUAACAAAUGAAAAUGCUUUAGCCGAACUGCUUGCAAUCGCUGGCGAAAUAGACAGUACAAAAUAUUUUAGUACAGAUGAAGCUAUGUCCGAUGCACGAUUUUUGGCCGCGGUUGAAGAAACAGAGCAAUUACAAGACCUUACUACAACUGGCGCUGUGAUGACAUCAAAACAGACCGCUGAUCAUAACAGUAAUGGUGCAUACAUUUCUGAUGAUACAGACCUGUUUACAACGCCGUAUGUUAAUAAUAUCCAAACGUAUGUGCCGCCGCCAGCGCCUCGUAAGAAUGUUAUGAAAAGGAAAAUGGAUUUUAAUGCCAAGGUCAAACAGAUGGUUUGGGAUGAUGAGGAGACGCAGACUCUUGUAAUAAAUGAAACACCUAAGCGAACGAAAAAAAUAACUGUAACAGCGGACGUACACAUACCACAGACCAAAGAAAAUGUAAAAGAAAAGACAAAAAAAAUGAAAAAUUCAUCAGCCGAUGCAAUAGUGAUAAUAGAGGACUGUGAAGAGCCAAAAGCUGAGGUUCCAAGAGACAAAAUCAAGUGUCCAGCUGAAAAUAAACCAAGAAAAAAGCCAAGAACAGACAAUAAGAUUUCUAAAGUGACAAAACGUAGAAUGCCCUUGCAGAGUCUCACAAACAACACACACAAUUCAGAAAAUGAUGAGUGUUUAACGGAUAAGCAGUGUUUAAACUGCGUCGGCUUAAGAAAGGACUUGAACACACUACAACAUAAUUUUGAUAACUUUCAGCGCAAUUUCAUAAAUUGUUUCUUUCACUAUUUCACCUCUUUUAAUCUCAUGAACAAUGUUGAUGUAGAUUUUCAGCAGAAACAGGAUGAUCAUAAGACCGGGACCGCGUGACUAUCAAUGGUUGGACACGGAUUGAACUAUAGGACAGCUAGACGACUAAAAAGACUAAAAAGAUCGUACAGGCUUAUGCCAGACUUGAAUUGUACAGAGUUUUGGACGGACUGCAGGAGAGGUGUCUCUACCACGACACAGACUCUGUCAUUUUUGUUAGCAAGGAAGGUGAUAGGAAUCCAACUUUAGGUGACUAUUUAGGUGAAUUAACUAGCGAACUACCAUCAGGUACACACAUCACAGAGUUUGUAUCUGCCGGCCCCAAAACUUACGGGUACAAACUGAAUAAUGGAAAAACGAAUUUAAAAGUAAAGGGUAUAACUCUGAACUCUGCUAACACCAACAUAAUCAAUUUUGAGAGUUUAAAAGAUCUAGUGUUGGAUUACCCUUCAAAUUCUCGUGUAGACACACAAAAGAAACUUUUUAUAGAGCAGAAGUCUAUUGUCAGAAACAAGCAAUACUGGCAAAUUGAGACACGCCCGCUGAGGAAAACACAAAAGUGUGUUUACACAAAGAGACUAUUAUCACAGGACUUUACAACGCUACCUUUUGGUUACUAAUUGAGAAUCAUGGACACACGUUUGCAACACCCCUUUUCCUGUAUUUUAGCCGGUCCUUCAAAUUCUGGAAAAAGUUAUUUUGUUAGACAGCUGUUACAUCACUCUGACACGCUUCUGUCCCACAGACCUGAUAAUAUUGUUUGGUUUUAUGCCUGUUGGCAGAGAUUGUAUGAUGAACUUUUAAAGUCUUUUCCAUAUAUAAAAUUUAUAGAGGGUCUACCAAA